Molecule: messenger RNA, 1164 nt
Organism: Musa acuminata subsp. malaccensis (wild Malaysian banana)
Lineage: Eukaryota; Viridiplantae; Streptophyta; Magnoliopsida; Zingiberales; Musaceae
Cellular component (GO): cytoplasm; nucleus
Source: RefSeq, a predicted model, not a curated record
UCGACCUCCUUCGAUGAGUGGCGGAAGCGGGCGCAGCGACGAUGACCCGACGGAGGAGGAGGACGACAAUGAGGACGACGAUGCCGCUUCCGCCUCAUGUUCCUUGGUCCCAUCACCAACAGCAAGCGCGAGCGCGGGGGCGAGCUCCCCCCGCACCAUGACCACUAUCUCUCGCCAUUACUUCGGAGGUGAUUCCUCCGCCGACGACCAUGUUUUCUUCAUCGAUAUUAUCGAGAAUAUGCGAGAAGACUACGGGAUGUUCGUCUGGCCGUGCAGCAAAGUUCUUGCCGAGUACAUAUGGCAGCAUAGAUCGCGGUUCUCUGGCGUCUCAGUAGUUGAGUUAGGUGCCGGAACAUCAUUGCCUGGGUUGGUAGCAGCCAAAGUAGGGGCAAAUGUCAUCUUAACAGAUAACUCAUACCAAGCAGAGGUCCUGGACAAUAUGAAAAGGAUAUGUGAUUUCAACAAACUCAACUGUGAAAUAUUGGGCCUCACAUGGGGGGAGUGGGAUGAGCCUAUGUUUAAUUUGCAUCCUCAGAUAGUGCUUGGAGCUGAUGUACUUUAUGAUUCAACUGACUUUGAUGACCUCUUUGCGACGGUGGCUUUUCUUCUGGAAAAUUCUCCUGGAUCAGUGUUUAUGACAACGUACCACAAUAGAAGUGGUCAUCACUUAAUUGAGUUUUUGAUGGUGAAAUGGGGAUUGAAAUGUUCAAAACUUCUCGAUGGCUACUCUUUCAUGCCACCAUGCAAAGCUUGUUCGCUCCAGGGCAAUAUUCAGUUAGUUGAGAUUACAUUGGACAAGCGGUUCUCCGGAUGACGAUAGGCAGCUGGCAGUCCAGAGCAGGUGGGAAACCAAUCUCAUCCAGCACCAUUUGGAGGAUGAUCAACUUGGUUGAAGAUGACCGAACAUUGACGUGCUGGGCAAAAGCUCCCCAAGGACCCCAUUUUCUCAGGCCAGAAUGUUCUAUUAACGAUAUCAUCAAGAGAAAUCCUCUUCAAAGACUGCUCAUGCAUGCCCUAAGUUCUUUUCACCACGAAGCAUGGAAGAUCUAGGCAUUCUUGAAGAAAAUAAAGUCGAAAAGCUGCUUCGGUAUUUAUGUGCAGGCUACAAUGUGUGUUCUACCUCGAACCAGUGUGUCAGUGCAUCUUCCAUAUUUUUCAUUUUUG